Medicago truncatula (barrel medic) is the source of this 996-nucleotide messenger RNA. Its product is annotated as anthocyanidin 3-O-glucosyltransferase 4. The record is from RefSeq and is a predicted model, not a curated record. The coding region runs from base 1 to 996 and encodes 331 amino acids. The transcript has a single exon. NCBI's taxonomy places the organism in Eukaryota, Viridiplantae, Streptophyta, Magnoliopsida, Fabales, Fabaceae. Gene Ontology annotation, molecular function: UDP-glucosyltransferase activity.
AUGGUUUGUGAAACCCUCUCCGAUUCGGAUGAAUUCGUUGUCCCCGGAUUGCCGCAUAGAAUUGAGAUGAGAAAAUCUCAAUUGCCUAUGAUAUUCAAGCCUAGUUCAAACCAAAAUUUGAAUGUUAUACGUGAGAGGAUAAGAGCAUGUGAAAAGAAAGCAUAUGGGAUAGUAGUGAAUAGUUUUGAAGAGUUGGAAAGUGGUUAUGUUGAAGAGUAUCAAAGGGUUACGGGAAAUAAGGUAUGGUGUGUUGGUCCUGUUUCGUUAACAAAUAAAGAUGAUUUAGAAAAAGCUGAAAGAGGUAGAAAAAAUUCAAUUGAUGAUGCAAAUCAAUAUGUGAAGUGGCUUGAUUCAUGGCCUGAAAAUUCUGUAAUUUAUGCUUGUCUUGGUAGUCUUAAUCGUGUAACACCAAAACAAUUGAUAGAAUUUGGUUUGGGAUUAGAAGCUACCAAUAGACCGUUUAUUUGGGUGGUGAGAAAAGCAUAUAUGUGGGGUGAAGUAGAAAAAUGGCUUUUAGAAGAUGGAUUUGAAGAAAGGGUGAAAGGGAGAGGAAUUUUGGUUAAGGGUUGGGUCCCACAAGUUUUGAUAUUGUCACAUAAAGCAAUAGGUGCAUUUUUGACACAUUGUGGUUGGAAUUCAACAUUGGAAGGUAUUUGUGGUGGGGUGCCAUUAGUAACAUAUCCUAUGUUUGCUGAUCAAUUUUUCAAUGAGAAGUUGGUUGUACAAGUGAUUGAGAGUGGAGUUAGGGUUGGAGCUGAAAUUGCUGUGAAUUAUGGUGAUGAAGAAGAGUUUGGUGAUGGUGUUCAAGUGACUAGGGAUAAUGUUAAAGAGGCUAUUGAGAAGGUGAUGGGUGAUGGUGAAGGGAAAAGUGAGAGGAGAGAAAGGGCUAGGAAGUAUGCUGACAUGGCAAAGAAAGCAAUUGAAAAAGGUGGAUCUUCUUACAUCAACAUGUUGAAGUUGAUUGAAGACAUAAUGCAUGUUAAGUUAAAUAGGUAA